This is a messenger RNA of Rhopalosiphum maidis (corn leaf aphid), 597 nucleotides long. RefSeq names its product cytoplasmic polyadenylation element-binding protein 2-like. Lineage: Eukaryota; Metazoa; Arthropoda; Insecta; Hemiptera; Aphididae. The transcript has a single exon. Bases 1 to 597 code for a protein of 198 amino acids. The record is from RefSeq and is a predicted model, not a curated record.
AUGUCGAAAACCAAAACGGCGUGUGACGAAAAUCGGCCGACCGCCGAGUUUGACCGGUUUGAAUUCCGCAGCAGCCGACUGAUCGUCGGCUGCAAGUGUACCAGGAACGACGGGAUGCAGCACGAGUGCGAGCGACUGAAGUGCGUGGCCGACCGGACGCCGUGUUUAACGUACCCGGCGCCCACCUGCCAUCCCAGCCGGCCGUGCCCGCCGCGGCCACCCGUGAUCCCCCCGGACAACGGCCACCGCGACAGAAGCCGCGCCGAGUCGCGGUCCUCACAUCGGGCGGUGGACGGCAGCACCAGCGGUGUUGUAGACGGCGUGGCCGGCGGUGGUGUUGGUACUGGUGUGGGUGGUGGUGGUGGUGGUGGUGGUGGUGGCGGCGGCGGCGGUACCGUUAGCGGGCGCCCGGCCGAACGAAACGCGCGUUACCGACCCUUUAACGCCCGUCGAAUGCGAAAGUGGGCCGCAGAUCAAUACGACGAUCGUCCCGCACUCAGAAAGUUGUUCCGACCGUGCCGCGUCCACCGCGUGAAAAAGCGAACGACCGCAGACAUCUGUGUGCAAAGACGUCAAAGUGAAUUAACAAAACAUUAA